This is a messenger RNA of Labrus bergylta (ballan wrasse), 4604 nucleotides long. RefSeq names its product guanine nucleotide binding protein (G protein), alpha activating activity polypeptide O, a (gene gnao1a). Gene Ontology annotation, cellular component: heterotrimeric G-protein complex. Lineage: Eukaryota; Metazoa; Chordata; Actinopteri; Labriformes; Labridae. The record is from RefSeq and is a predicted model, not a curated record. Gene Ontology annotation, molecular function: GTPase activity; corticotropin-releasing hormone receptor 1 binding; G protein-coupled serotonin receptor binding. Gene Ontology annotation, biological process: adenylate cyclase-modulating G protein-coupled receptor signaling pathway; G protein-coupled dopamine receptor signaling pathway.
GCCGCGCCACUGGAAGUAAAGUUGCUCUUCCUCUCUCACCAAUUCGUUUUAUCACGGCUCUGACGUCACUAACCUGCAAUUGUACGAAUGAACUAACGAACAACCGACCGAGCCCCUGCUGGAGUAACCGGGAGGCAGUUAGUGUUGCAGAGAGUCCCCGCCGCCCGCCCCGGAGGAGCCGAACGGAGGAACGCCGAGCAAAGGAGCGCUGCUCACCUCCGCCCAGUAACACUUCCUAUCGACUACUGGAAAGACCCGUUACCGUGAUUUACAGGCAGGACAAAAAACAAGGAGAGAUAGUGGAGGACUGACGGCCAGCCGGACGGACAGACCAUUGAUACAUCGUGUUGUUUCUACCCCUGUGGAUCAAACCGAGUGGAUCCUUACAUUUAAAUGCUGUAACGGUACCGAGUCCCCGGCUUGAGAGCGAGAGAGAGGGAGCAGCCCAGAGAGCGACAAGACAAGAGGGAUACCACAGAGGGAUCGAAAGCAAAGCACAGGGGGGAAAAAAGAGGAGGAAAUCGACCAAGAAAGAAAAAGAAGAGGAUUUGCAAGCAUCUUUGUUUGCAAAGCACACGAUUCUUUGAAAAUCAGCGUCUAUUGCCUUUUCUGCCGUGGAUCCCCGUCUCGGUAACGCUAUCAAGCUGUGCUCUCUAACCAUGGGAUGUACUCUGAGUGCAGAAGAGAGGGCGGCUCUGGACCGGAGCAAAGCCAUCGAGAAGAACCUCAAGGAGGACGGUCUCACUGCGGCCAAAGAUGUGAAGCUGCUGCUGCUCGGGGCUGGAGAGUCAGGGAAAAGCACCAUCGUCAAACAGAUGAAGAUCAUCCAUGAGGACGGCUUCUCUGGCGACGACGUAAAGCAGUACAAGCCUGUGGUUUACAGCAACACCAUCCAGUCUCUGGCUGCCAUCGUGCGCGCCAUGGACACACUCGGCCUGGAGUACGGAGACAAAGAACGGAAGGCGGAUGCUAAGAUGGUGUGUGAUGUGGUCAGUCGUAUGGAGGACACAGAGCCUUACUCCGCCGAGCUGCUCUCCGCCAUGAUACGCCUGUGGUCCGACUCAGGCAUCCAGGAGUGUUUCAGCCGCGCCCGCGAGUACCAGCUCAACGACUCAGCGCAGUACUACCUAGACAGCCUAGAUCGGAUUGGUGCGGCAGACUACCAGCCCACAGAGCAGGACAUCCUGAGGACCCGAGUGAAGACCACAGGCAUCGUCGAGACACACUUCACCUUCAAAAACCUCCACUUCAGGCUGUUUGAUGUGGGAGGUCAGCGGUCGGAGAGGAAGAAGUGGAUCCACUGUUUCGAGGAUGUCACAGCCAUCAUUUUCUGCGUGGCGCUCAGUGGAUACGACCAGGUGCUGCACGAGGACGAGACCACGAAUCGCAUGCACGAGUCCCUGAUGCUCUUCGACUCCAUCUGCAACAACAAGUUCUUCAUCGACACCUCCAUCAUCCUCUUCCUCAACAAAAAGGAUCUGUUUGCCGAGAAGAUCAAGAAGUCUGCACUGAGCAUCUGCUUCCCUGAAUACACAGGACCCAACACCUACGAGGACGCCGCAUCCUACAUCCAAGCACAGUUUGAGAGCAAGAACCGCUCUCCAAACAAGGAAAUCUACUGUCACUUGACAUGCGCCACAGAUACAGGAAACAUCCAGGUGGUGUUCGACGCCGUGACCGACAUCAUCAUCGCCAACAACCUCCGAGGGUGUGGCUUGUACUGAGCACGCCCACACACACCCUGUAAUGUCCUCCCCCCCUCCUUUGUCCCCCUCCUCUCUCUGUCUCUCUCUGUCUCUCUCUCUCUCUCUCUCUCUCUCUCUCUCUCUCUCUCUCUCUCUAUCUAUCCCUUCCUGCUCUCCCCUCCUCCUCCUCCUCCCCCUCGCCCCUGUUCCUUUGACACUGCUGUGGAAAUGAUGAUGGUGAUGAUGACGAUGAUGAUUCUGCUGAUUAUUUAAAGAAAAAAAGAAAGAAAAAUGCAACUAGGUACAUAUUAAUAAUGAGGAUAAUUUAAAAAAAAAUAGGCAUACGUAUAUAUAAAUAUAUAUAUAUAAUGUUUUUAGUUCUUGUCUCUUCUUCUCUCGCUCCAACUUCUCCUCCUGAUGUUCUUUGGCGCUGCCGAUCAAACAGAUCUGUUUGAGUAGAAAACAUGAAACCCUGCAGCCUAUGGAAACUUCUUGAACAAAGAAAGCCUCUAGUUCUCCUCUCUUUUGCUUUCUCAGCCGUGUCUUUUUGUUGUUAACAAAAACAAAAACCUGUACCUUUUUCUUUUUUGCUGAUUUUUUUUUAUUAUUAUAUCUAUGAAUAUGACUUCUGUUUUAUUUUUGUUGAUCGUGUGUAUAUUUAUUACAUGAGUAUCAGUCUGUACACUGAUUUUUAUUCACAUUUUGCCUCACCUUGACACCUUUUUUUUGUGUAUUAUGUUGUUUGUUAUUUUUUUGCUAAAGUAGUGAUUAUGUAUUAAUUUUGGCAGAAAUGUUAAAAUGUCGAUAGCACUAAAAAAAAACUAAAAAAAACAAGACAGGUCAGUGAAAACCUUUAAAAAAAAACAACCUUUUGAGACCUGCUGAAACUGACACCAGUGAUUUUAACAUGACUCUUUUGUUUACAUUAGUGGAGACAUUCAAAAUGUUUGUAGUCAAUUUUAUAAGUCUCUUGUUUGUUUUUUAAUCCCAACUUUAAAUUUUUCACGGACAGAAAGACAGACUUCCUGUUCCCCCAGCCUGGCCUUAGCUGUUAGCCAAUCGCUAAUCAUGGUGGAACCUGAGAGCCAAUAGGAAAUGUGCUAAAUGUCUUAUCAGUGCCAUGUAACAGAGGUACUGUACUGUAGAUAGCUCCGCUUUUAGAAGCAACUUCACCACGUUAUAACUCUACCUUCCUCACUGUUAUAACCUGUAGACCUACUAACAUUCUCCAUGUCAGGAAACUCACUCCUGCUCUGAUAAUGGUUGAUUCAUUUAUUCAUUUAUUUAUUGACUGAUCGCCUGUCCUUCACACACCCCUUUCUCUCUCUCUCUCUCUCUCUCUCUCUCUCUCUCUCUCUCAUUUACACACCACCACCAUACCUUUUCUUCUCUUACCCACAUCUGUCUCUCUCUAUUUUUCUCCUUCUUUUUGCAUGGUGCCCUGGCAUCCUUCUCUCACGGUUAAAGGUCCUCUCCCUUUUCUUCAAACCAUCCCCUCCCCUCCUCCUCCUCCUCCUCCUCUUCCUCCCAAAGCCUUGACACAGUUAGCAUGAGAUACUCAAGCCUUUGUAUAAAGAGAGCAGUUAACUCAUAAAACUUAAAAAAAAAAAAAAAAAAGAAGCUUCACACUGAUGCUGUUGGGAUAAUAACUUCUUAAAAAUCCUUGUUAUAAAAAUUGCAAAAGGUGAAUAAAAAAAAAGGAGGAAUUAAAAAAAAAAAAAAAGAGCUGCAAGGACAGAUAGCAGUAACAGAAGGAGAGUGGUGAUUAGUUCCUGAAUGGGCGGAGUGGGGUCACAUAAAAGAAGAAAGUCCACGUUUUGAAGGGUUGGCAGAUCAUGUGGGAGGCUUGGAAGAAGAAGUUUAGACGUUGGGAUUCUUACACUGAUGCAGAAUUUGAAUUUUAAAAAUAAUCUACUACUCCUCCUGCGAUGGUUGAUAAAACCAGUUAAAGUGGGUAUUACGACCACAUCAACAACAAUAACGAUCCUGUAAUAUUCUCAAACAAAAAAAAAACUUUCUUGUGCUUUGUAGCUACAAAACAUUUUCUUCUCUAUAACUCCAUUUUUUUAAAUAUAGAGAUGUUUUGCAAAGGGGUUUCCUGCUCGACAAGCGAUCUCAGACUGACCCCAUGUUGUUGUGAUGCUCUGAACUGUUCCCCCGUCCCCCCAUCUCCUUUUACCGUUUUGCCUGUUUCCCUGCAUUAGAACCGUGUCCUCACUCUAGCCUGACUCAGAACGAUUAAAUAUAAUAUUAUAACGAUAUCUAUUUUUUAUUAUUUCAGAGAGAAAAAAACACUUUUUUUGGGGAGAGCACGUUUCUCGCUGCGUCCGCUAGUUAGGGACGCCGCAUGUUCACACAUCAACGCUGUAUAAAGUCAUGCUCCUUUCUUCUUCUUCUUCUUCUCUGUCUCUUUUCAGUUUGGCACACAUCUUCCAAGUCUACAAUGAAAAGCACAGUUCUCAUGUCUCACAAACACACACACACACACACACACACACACACACACACACACACACACACAAUAAGUAGAUUUGGAAACUCGUUCUCUCUUCAUACCUAAUCUAUGUUACCUCUAUCUAUAUAGACCUCUCUUUCUUGACAUUUUGAUUUCUACUUUUUAAAAGAGAAAACAGCUGUGUAUAAUGACAUGAUAUACCUGUUCCUUUGGCAUUCUGUUCCUGUUAUCUUCAUUAUUUCUUUGAUUUUUCUUUUUACCUUCUCUGUUCUUUAUCCAGUGAAUGCUUUUUUUCUGUGCAGCUUUUCUCUCUCUCUCUCUCUCUCUCUCUCGCUCUCUCUCCUUUUCUCUCCUCCUCUACUCCUCUUUAGUGAAUGGUUGUUAUUUCAUGUGGGAUGUCCGUGCUGGAAAAACCAAUCGAAUGUAGUGUUUACAUUAAAAAGCCACUGUUUUCAUGACUACAA